AUUAAAGUGACUAAUGUUUAAUCUAAAUGACAGAUCCACCCGCACCCCGUAUAUGAGCAGUCGACAAACAGGCAUACAGAAAGAGAAACGGACGCAGUGUUCAGGAUUGACUCGAGAGCCCAUUCCUCCUCCUCGUCUGAUGUCCUUCGAUUGCCUUAAUGGGCUCGAAUAGUGGCCAUAUCGAAUCAAUCAGAGCAACUGAAAUCUCCCUCAGGAUGAUAUAUUUAAUUGGAAUCACCCUUCAUAAAAGUAUGUUCCAUCAAUAAGAAAAAAAAGUGCAGUUACUCCGUAAGUAAAUCAUAAAGAGAUUGUAAAAGUUCCCCUAAGGCCCUGAGAGACGUUACAGAUAGAGACAUUAAGUCUUUGAAUUACUCAAGAAAACCAAUCAAGAGGUUCUACCCUAUUGCACAAUAUCAUUGAUCAUCUCUGCUUAUCUCUGCAUCGUAAUUCGACAUACCCAAUAAGGUAGGCACGACAAAGUACGAGUGGAUCUGUCAGUUUUUCCGACAUUCCAUUUUCUCGCUCUCUUCUAAACGAGCCUGAUUGACCCUAGGAUAUGGGAGUGUAGGCUGCACGGGACAGAUUAAGGAUGUAACGUUUGUUGUAGGCAUAGAUCAUCAUGAUGACUCGUAACGAGUGCGUGUCGAGCGUUAGGGCGAUCAUAUGGGUCUGACUACUACGGCUACUGUGGCUACUAUGCGCUACUAUGGUUGUGAGUGCUACUCGUAUAUUCCCUGUAGUCCAUACCAAAAAGGAGGAGGAGCGAGUGGAGAUAGCUAGUGAGCAAGAGAGCAACUCGGUAAGCCAGUAACUAAGCGAGUUGGAGGUCGGAGGAGUAUAUUGGCUAUUUCCGCAGGAAGCUCUAGGUAACCUGUAACGGCCAUUGAGAUUGGGAUUGAACGCGCAAUGAUAGUUUCAUAACGAGUCGAUUUGAAAAGCUCAUCCGAUUAACAGGUGAAAAAGAGGAUUAUUAAUUAAAAGGGCUAAUGCAUAUAUGAAUGCAUCGGUGAAUUGCCAGAGGCUAAAGGAAUCUGAAAAGUAAAACCUGAUGGAAUUGAAUGAUCUGGCCAGGAAUAGGUACCAGAACGGUGUACACAAAUUUUCAGGUAAACAAAACAAAGAUCUUUUCCGAAAGGCGCUCUUGGUAAAGAAAGGUCUUGUUUGAGGAUCUCUCUCCAGUUUACAUUGAACCGCGCGACAAUACUUGUGACUAAGAAAGGGGAGAGGUCACUAAAAGCGAGAGGACAGCGGAUCUCCAUCCGACGUUGUGUCCAUACCUACACCUAACUAAACACCCAAGAUCAUCCCCUAAGAAGAAUCUAUAUGGGUCCAUAGGAUUUUUCACAGCUCUCAUCAUUGACAUUGACAUUAGCAGAGUGAGUCUACCCAACAGUGUUUUUUUAUGUACAAUACUCUAUGUAUCGAUGAACUUCAAAUAUCAUAUCGAGUAUUGAUCUUACGAAUGAGCAUCUUUCAGGUUCUCGUUGCGACCUCAGCGCUAGGAAGACCGGUUGAUCAAUCUAUCGGCACGUGCGAACAUAUGAAUGAAAGUUCAGGAGUACCAUAGUAAGAACAGGUCAAUCUGCCAAUUGACCAGUAGUGAGUAGUAGCUAUAUAUAGUUCACAGUAUGUAUAUAUAUAUAUAUGUAUAGCUGUCUAUGAACGAAGAUUCAAAUCGUUUCACUCUGCGGCUUGUAUUAUUGUCAAGUGAAGUAGUCGGCAGCUAGUGGUUCGUAAUGAGAAUGAAAAUGAGAAUGGGAAUGAGGGAUGGUCAAGGGGAGUGAAGCGAUGAAAGUGGAUAAGGGUCCCCGGGACUUGGUCGCUUCGUGGCUUCGUGUAGUGGGAGUCCGGCUUUACUGUCUGCUGCCAGUUCGUAGUCAGUUGCUCUUAUGCUAGUCACCGGCAAAGGACAGAGCUGCUCUUCGAAGUUAUCGAGCGUCGCGAUUUAUUUAUACACAUACACAUAGUAAUUCCAAGAGAUAUUUUAACGAAACAAAUAUUUGACAGACUACCAAUAUUUUGGUGUAUUUUUUUUUUGAAAAUUAGUGAAGGUGGCACGCUUGUGAGAUACAGCUUUAUUUUUGUUGGUUUUCAGUGAAUUUAGUGCUGACGGAUAAAAUCUGUGCGUGAAACUUUUUAUCUUAUGAUAAGAACCUAGUGGGUGAUUCACUCGAGGAAAGAAGACAAUGUGGAGAAUGCAAAUUUGAAUAUUGAUCAAAGGACACUGCCGGGUCCUCAGCCGUGGAUGAGCAGACGAGAGGAAGAUGCGUGGAAGAUGAAGAUUAGAAUUUAAAAGGGUGCUUUUUUGGGGGAACCGCGAAGGUCUUCGAGGGUUUUAUGUAGGGGCUGGAUAUUAUGUUAGAGAAGAGGCUAUGCGUGUUAUUGAAGGUGCUGGUGUUGACGGGAAGCGUCGCGACGCUCCUGCCGGAAGACCUCGAGGUGCGGAGGCCUCCAGGAAGUCUGCAAGAGGAAUGCGCCUCCAGAUGUCCGGAUCUCGAUUUGAAUCAGAAUCGAACGGACGACGCCAGUUCAGAGGUCGGCUGCGGUGUCAGAUGCAAGAUAGAUCAGUGCACAAAGGGUUGUGCUGCGUGGCAGCAGGCAUUGGAAACAAGCUGUCAAGCGGUUUGCAAUGGAACCCAAGAGUUACUACCACCGAAGGAGUUGUACUGCGUGCUGGGAUGUCACGAUGCUCUGAAUCGCUAUUUCCAACAGCUCAAAGCCGAAAUAGGAACCCCAUCGGCACCGGCACUUGUGGCAGAUUCCUUAACGGCAACAUCCCUUAGACUGGAAUGGAAGGGGAUCGACGUGGAGCGACGCGGGGGUGGAAUAUCAUACCUGGUACAGUGGCGCUACGAGGAGCUAGCAGAGACCUGGCAAUACUGUCGAAAUCAAUCGUGGGGCGAAGACGAUCAAAUUCUAGUCGAGAAUUUACAACCUUACACGAAAUACAGGUUUCGCGUAGCGUUGUUGCUAAAGUCCACGCAACACAAUCCAGAGCCAAUUGUUUCUGCUCCCAGCGUGGUGAUCUUGACUCAUUCAGCUGGACUCCCGACAUCAGCACCGGUAAUUGUUCGGGCGGCAGCCGUAGAUAGUUGCCGCGUGUCGGUCUCCUGGGAACCGGGCCCGUUCCCAAAUGGGCCACUCUUGUCCUAUGUCCUACGGCUACAAGGGGCUGACUACUCCCAGCUUAAGGAUAUACCAGCCUCCGAAAACACGGAUCACUACAUGUUUCAAAAUCUCGAACCAAAUAAAAAUUAUUCCAUAAACGUCACCAUGAGGAAUGGCGUUGGCGAAGGACCACCAGCUAUCAUCUAUAUAUCGACCACUCCGGAACCAGCUGUCAAGGACACUCAGCAACCAAUCCUCAUCCUUGGGGGGGAGCAUACCGUCAUGAAACAAGGUGCUGACAUGUUGGAGGAACCAGCUUUGGUUUAUCGUACAAGCAGCAUCAUCCGUGGCAUAGCCAUACAUGUAGCAUCUGCCCAGCUGUUCGUAUCCGAUUCGACUGGAUACGUGUAUCGAACUUCCAUAAUCGAGCCAACUGAGCCAAUACCAGUCCUGAGUCCCAAUCAGGCGAAUUUUAAACCACUGGGUCUGUCCGUCGAUUGGCUGAACCUUCAUCUAUACGUUCUGGGUGAAGUCAAACACGCGACUACCGUUUGGCAGAUUGCUAGAUGCAAUUUGGAUGGAAGAGGACUGACUGUCGCCAUGGCUGGUUUUCUUACAAGACCAUCUCACAUAGAGGUUGAUCCAUAUAACGGAUAUCUUUUUUGGGUUACUCGUAAUGGACUCUACAGAUUGGAUUUGUCUGACAUCAGUAAUGGGGUAAAGCACGAGGUGCAACCGUAUUUGAUUCUCGAAGAUCCUGACUUGGGUGCGUUCACCGUUGAUCAUACGAAUUUUCGAUUGCUGGUACCACAUCAUACUCAAAAUACUGUGAUAUCUGUAUCCCUGGAUGGUCGCGAGGUUAUAAAUCUGAGGAACAAUACUCAGAAACCAAAAUUCAAAAAUGUCGUAUCCUUGGCUAUGGCCAAUGGUCUCUUUCGGUGGACCAACGGGGAAGAAGUUCUGACGGAAGAUUAUCAUGUGGGGCAGAACAGAUAUUUUCACAAUGCCUAUCCUGAUAGACGCGACGGGUCAUUCGUUAGCGUCAGUGUCUUAAUGGAUGCCAGUCAGCCAGUUCCGGUACCGGUAAAUCCACCGACUGGAGUCCAGGCUGUCUUAGGAGCCGAAAGAGCAAAGGUAUCCUGGCAAGCACCUCAUCUGUUGGGUGGACAAGGUAAAGGUGCCUGGCAAAAUUGGUCCUACGAAUUGGAAAUCAAGGAUGAGACAACCGGUGAGACGAUUCGUCAAAAAGGAAUAGCCGGCGCGUCGCAUACGGUUCACCAUUUGCGCGAGAGAUCAGAAUAUUCGAUUAAGGCUGCAGCAUAUACCAGUGCCGGUAGAGGACCGUGGUCUACGGAAUUUCGUGGACGAACCUUAAGUGAUCCAAGGGAUGGCUCCUACGCAUCCAUAUUGUGGUCUGCCAAUGAAGGUUUAUUGAGAAGUGACGUAACUGGAGAAAACGUGGACACUCUUAUACACAAAACAAGUCUGAAGGAUUCUGAUAACGAAUAUCAUAUUGUGGAUAUAUCCUGGUACAAGGACAUACUGUAUCUAGUGGGAAAUAACUCGAUUCUGUAUCGAUACAAUAUUACUAGUCACCAGAAGACCAGGCUGAAUAUUAAUUCUGUGGGUAGCAUAGCCGUGGAUUGGAUAUCCAAGAAAUUGUAUUGGGCAAAUCCAAAGCAACAAGUAAUAACACGCUCCAAUUUAAAUGGUUCGCAACACGAGACAAUGUCGAUCCUAGCCAUUGUUAAAGAAUUAAUGAUAGAUUCUCUGGAGGCUUAUUUGUACUGGUCGACAGGACACGCGGUGGAGGUUGCCAGACUCAAUGGUCAGGAUAGGAGAUAUUAUCAUUCUGAUGAGAUUUUCAAUGGGAAACAGGUGAUGGGUUUGACUCUAGAUACAGAAAACAGAUACGUAUAUUGGAUCGUGAGAAGCUAUGAGAGCGGAUCGGUGGUCUACAGAGCUCCAACAUCCGAGAGGAUCCCGAUGAAUUAUAAAAUCGAACCUGAGAAGGUUCGUGAGGUGUCAGCUUUGCAACAUCCAAGCAUGCAAGGACCGCUCUGUUACUUCUCGGAGCACCUGCUGUGGCUUCAGGACGACAGAAAUGCUGUUAUCGGCGAUAUGACUGGUCAGAAUACAGCUGUUAUCAAUGGAAUCACAUUGUCGGGUCUUCAUAUGGUAUCCAUUAUGGAUACAGCACUGCAUCGAUAUCCAAUGAAUCUCACUGCAGAGAAUAUCGUGGUACUGCCACAUCCUGUCGAUCUUGACAGCAUCAGAGUCGUCGGUACUUGGCGUAAUUUUAACGUCUCCUGGGAUCCCGUCAAGAAUGUCAAUUACGGAACUGUCUUUUACGAAGUCAAAUUUGCUGAUUAUAUAAACACCAAUUCACAAGCGGAGAUCACGACGGAGACUUCUAUGCCGUACAAUAAUUCUGAACAGAUCCUUCCCUAUUCCGUAUUGGAGGUCACCGUAAAGGCCUUCACGUACUGGGAGACUUCACAUCAUUCGAGAAAAAUUCUACGGUCGCCACAAAGUGUACCAAGUCAGCCAGUUGAUCCGCGGGGAUUUGUGGAAUUUCAAAAAAAUCCCAUGCACGAAUAUAUUAAUAUUUUUGUGAUAUUCAGGUGGAAUCCACCAGAAUUUAUCAACGGCGUGAUAAAAGGCUACACAGUCAAGCUUUGUUUUACAUUGGAAAAUACUUAUAACCCAGUUUGUGAAAUAUUUGACGUUGCUGCUAAUAAAUUGGAGUACAGCGCGCACGAUCUUUUGCCAAAUACUACCUACUACUUUCAAGUGAGGUCUUAUACGGAAGUUGGUGCCGGACUUUAUACGGAUACCAUUGAGGUCUCGACGGAGAACGAAUAUCCGGUACCGCAGGUAUUGGUCGCCACUAUGGACGCAGUGAGAAUAUCGGAUUUGGAUAGAGGAGUCAAUUAUACGAUAACGAGACACAUUGCCGUGGAAGUGGCUUAUUUUGCGGCGGAGAAUAAAAUUUUUUGGAUCAACGAAAUGCAGGAAAUGGUCACUUCCGGUAUAGAUGGGACGAACGCUACUAAAAUCUUAUCACUAAAUAGUACCGCUCUCAGCCUGUGCGUUGAUUGGAUAUCCAGAACACUAUUUUGGACGGAAUUGGGAUACAAGGAGACCGGAAAUCGAAUUAUGAAAUUAGAUCUAUCGGCUUGGGAUGCUGGUGUCCUGAAAUAUGAAAGUAUCGUGAUAACAGGAAAGCCCGUGCUUAAAUUGGAUAUUUUACCAUUAUUUGGAAUCCUCUACUGGGUAGAACAGACGAAAUACGACCGUGGCGUAAUGAUGCAGUCGGAUUUGAACGGAAAAAAUAUUCAACCCUUUUUCAAUCACAACGAAGAUUGCUCUUGUCCUUAUAGACCGACGGUCUUACCGGUAAUGGCAAUAGACGAUACGGAUCCUCAGAAUCCAGUGAUUUAUUGGGUAUCUCGGGAAGGUCAUUUAAAUAUAGCCGACAUUGACGGAUGCGUAUGCAAUUUGGUUAUCAAUCAAGAAUACGAGAGGGGUUUGCCGCCGACCUCCUUGACCGUCGAUAAGAUGAACGUCUACUGGUCCAGCAUGUUAACGGACCGUAUAUAUUUUGUGAACAAACUUUAUCCAGACGUUAGGGGGAUACGAGAAUUUUACUUAUCGAAUGUAACAAGCAUGAAGGCCAUCGGAAAGUCUUUACAAUCGUAUCCACCGUCAGACUGCCUGGUGCCAACUGGAGAAGAGAAUAAAAUAGAGGAAAUAUCGAAAACAGCGAGCAGCAUUAAAAUAAGGCUGCCAGAGCCUCUUUCACAUGUGGGAUGCGAGAGUUAUCAUUUGCCUGGAACUCUAUAUUCAAUUCUCGUGAAAAAAUGCAUGGAAGAUGAGGAUUUUCCUUGCGAAGGAAGUUACAAAAUGAAGUUUGAAACUUUUGAAAGAGAAAUAGUCAUUCCGAAUUUGAAGCCAUUUUCGAAGUACAGAUUCGACCUGGGUUUGCGCAAUCAUUACGGAUACGUCGAGGCAUCCCAGUCCACUGUGAUAUUAUGGACGGAAGCUGGUGCACCGACGACACCGGAAAACGUCACGGUCCAAGCUCUGACGCCAACCUUGGCUGCUGUUUAUUGGAUGCCACCGAAAAUUCUGAAUGGCGCCGAAGUCCGGUACGAGGUGCAUUGGAGAUCUAUUCGUUUGGUAAAUGGAGUGAGACAGAAGGGGGAGCAGCUGAUAAAAAGUACAGAGGCUCCAGCGAACGGACUAUUUUGGGCCAUGCUGCAGCCACUACUUCCGGGACAGGAGUACGUCGUCUACGUACGAGCAUAUCCGGCGAAUGUCAGUGACGCUUAUAGCGAGAGUGCGGGGGACGUUGUCAAAAUGUAUCCGGAACCCAGCAAUUUGACAUUGACAGGAGUCAGCGUCAAUUCCUUGAACGUCUCUUGGACGCCGACAGUCAAUUUGACUAUCAGCCAUGUUUUAGAGUUCACUACGGUGGGCUUAGAAAAAUGGCAGGUUGCGAAAAGUCCGAAAAUCUUAACGGACUGUGUCGAGUAUUACAUCGAUGGACUGCAGCCAAGGACUUUAUAUAAAUUUCGAUUAAUAUUAAAAUAUCCAACUUAUGAGGAAGACUUCAUCUGGCCUUCCGAUGCCAGAUUUACGUUUCAAACACUUGGCGAUGUACCCAGUGCACCGGGUGUACCAACUGUAACAAAAUUACGAAGUUCCGUCUUCCAAUUAAAUUGGGAACCGGCGCAAGCACAUGGCUCUCAGGUGACGCUGUACCGACUGGAAGGCAAAUCAAUAGACGAAUCGAAUGACCAGGAAAUUGGGCGCAAUCAAAGUGACAACUGGGUCUUGUACUACAACGGAACUGAUAACUAUUGGAUAAUAAUGGGGGAAAUGAAUGAGAAGUAUCGAUUUCGCGUUCAGGCACGUAAUGCCUAUGGCUUCGGUGCUUGGAGCGAGCCAAGUACCAUAAUCGACCUGACGGAAACUUCUAGUGGGAUGUUGGCAGCUCAGCAACAUCUUGGAUUAGUCUUAGGACUGAGCGUUCCUGUUGUUGUCAUAAUGCUACUGUGCGUUUGCUAUUUUCUUUGCUCAGUGUACCGGCAGCGUAAGGAUGAUAAGCAGGCAGUAUUACCGCCUGUGGUGUCGGACGUGGAGUUGGCGACACUUCGUGAAAUUCCACGUGGAAAUUUCGUACAGUCCAACGCACUGUACGCAUCCGCCAUUCAGAACGACCCGGACGAUUCCUCCUUGCCCAAGAUACGAAGAGAUCAAAUAACUAUCGCCAAGAUUUUAGGCAGUGGAGCCUUUGGCGAGGUAUUUCGAGGAAACGCUAAGGAUCUCGAUGGACCCGGUAUCACACCAGUCGCCAUUAAAACAUUACGCAAGGGUGCGUCAGCCCAGGAAAAAACAGAGUUCUUACAAGAGGCGCGUUUAAUGAGUCACUUUAGGCAUAAGCACGUGCUGCGUCUCCUCGGAGUCUGCCUAGACACGGAUCCACCACUUUUGGUCUUGGAAUUGAUGGAAGCUGGAGAUUUAUUAAGCUACUUAAGAGCUAGUCGGUCCUUACAGUCGACGGAUCCUCGAGCACUGCGCCUUCAGGAUUUACUAGGAAUGUGCGAGGACGUGGCCAGAGGCUGCCGCUACUUGGAAGAGCUGCACUUCGUCCACCGUGAUCUGGCUUGUAGAAAUUGUUUGGUAUCAGCAAAGGAGCGUGAAAAUCGUGUGGUCAAGAUUGGUGACUUUGGUCUUGCCAGGGACAUCUACAAAAAUGAUUACUAUCGUAAGGAGGGUGAAGGUCUACUUCCGGUUCGUUGGAUGGCUCCGGAGUCACUCGUCGACGGGGUCUUCACUUCCCAGAGUGACGUCUGGGCGUUUGGCGUUCUCAUGUGGGAAAUUACGUCACUGGGCCAGCAGCCGUAUCCAGCAAGGACAAACUUAGAAGUCCUGCAUCACGUACGCGCUGGUGGCAGAUUACCUAAACCACCAAAUUGUCCACCGGCACUCCACAGACUGAUGUUGCGUUGCUGGAGUUCUGCAGACUCCAGACCCAGUUUUAAGACUUGUCUGGAGCACGUGAUUACGCUGAGGAAUAUUACGGAGGACGCCACGCUGAUUCCCGUUCAUGCUGGACAUUAUUUGGCGAGGCGAGGCGUGUCUAACAUGGCUUACUUUGCCGACGAGAAUCAAAAUCAUAACUCAGGAAAUUCAUGGAAGUCGAGUAGUUCCGAAGGAAGUAGGGAUAUGCAACCAUUCCUACAGGAUUCCCAUACCAAUGGGACAUUAUUAGGCUCAAACGAGGUGCCAAAGUAUUUGGAGUUAUUAGCUGAUAAUGAGGAAAUCGACGUGCGGGAUAAUCGUAGCGAUUACGAAGUGCCUCGAUCUAUUCAGAUACCAGAUUCGGUAUUAAGGAAAUCAGAGAAAAACUCAAUUACGGAACCGAAAGAGAAUACCAGCAACGAGGGUACGGAGACGCAUUGCGAUGCUUCGUCGGACGAACGAGAGCAGAUGGAAAAAAAGGUUAGACAAAAAAGGGCAUCGGUAACCAGUUUAAAUUUGCCAGAACGCAAAAGAGCUUCCGUGACGAGCAUUGGAGAAAAGUCUAACACCCUGGACGGUUCGGCAAUGGGAAAUGCGGUCAAGUCUUUUUCCAAAAGGGAUUCUCUGAGUUCACUGAGUGAGAGGAGGAAGGGAGAUAGAAGCAUAGGGCAGAAGAGAGGAUCCGAAACUAGCCUGGAAAAUAGAAGUUGCAGCUCGAGAAGUUCCUCCGUGAGCCUGGCGCCAUCUACCAGACCCAGCUCUUCACUAAUCAACUCCCAAAAUCCGUUUCCACCGAAGAGCACCACUGGCACCAGCAGAGGCAGUCUAAUAUGUGAUACGAAUAACGUAAAGAACAGUUUGCCAAAGCUGCAGAGGACCCAUUCGACUUUGCCAAAUGGCAAAGCCAAUAUACCGCUGGUGAUUAACGGUGCUCUUUUGAAAUUGUUACGGCAAACGUCAGGAGUCGAAGAUGGCGGCGAUAUCGUCACUUAUACGAAUAUUAAUUCGGAUGCUGUGAGAGUGAACGGUUCGUAGAUGGACAAGUGAUAAUAUAAUUAUUAAAAGACAUUUAAGACAGAGCGUAUCUUCGUUCCUAAUUCUGGUUUUUUGUAAUAAUUGUUAGUAUCGACGGAUACCUCUUUUUUUCAAUCGUGGACUCGUUAAUGGGGAUUAUUUUGAGAGAGGAAUAAGCGUUCUCUGAUUUUACUAUCGGAGAACCGAUGACUGCCAUGUUAACGUACAUGUAUAAAAUCCAUGUACUGGUUAAUCAAUAAUACUAAACAGUAGGGAGCGUUUAAUUAAUGUAUUUAUUAAAGUAGGCUGUACUGGAAAGGACUUCCGACUGUCAACGUACAAAUUUGAAAAUCAGAGGCUAAGGAUACCUUGUUAAGUUUACAAGAUCUUGAAAAGGUAUAUUGAGAUGUUGAGUAUAUUGUCAAAUUUUAUAAGGUACAAAAACAGAAGGAACGACAAGGACACAGUCGUCCGACAAUCGUAAUUCUAAGUUUGAUGUUGUUUGAUUAUAGCGAGCAUACGAAUGCUUGAUUCUCCAUGUUGCCUUAAAGUCACAGUUACGUGAAUGUAUGCAAUCUGUCAAUCAUGCUGAAUUAUUAUUAAGGAUCAUUGUAAAUACUUAUUCAUUCAGAAUCUGUCGUAAUACUGCAACUACUUUCACUCAACGUGAAAUAAUAAAUAUCGGCCAUGUUUUUUUUUUCUUGCGAAGCAACGUAUUAACACAUACCACGUGGGAAAACAUGUAGUAGACUCUAUGAGAAAUCUGUACUCUCUCACGCAUUUAGAAACUGUGCUAGGAGAAUCCGAUGAUUUAUUUAUGUAAUUAUUUAUCUUUCGUGUGAAUAGGGCUACUUCUUUCAAUAAGUCUUCCCUGUUUAAAGUCACAAAACCAUUCCCCUGAAAUAACGUGCACAUAUCUAUUGUUCCUUAAGUACGUUUAUAAUUCCCAAUUAAUUAUAAGUCAUGUAAACCUGUUCGUAGAUAAUCAUUAUUUUUGUACAUAACUUUUGAGUGAAAAUCUACGAUGAAUUACGAUAGGAAUUGUAACAUUUGAACAAUGUGAAACGGAAAUGCAGGCGUGACAAAAAUGGUGGUCAGUGGAGAAAGAGGGAAAGUGGCAAGUAAAAGAUGAAGGACUUGUCACGAUGGAAUAAUUGUCCUUGGACCAAGAGUUAAAGACAAUAAUUGUAAAUAAGAAAAUAAAUUAAUUCGCAAAGGAUA
Messenger RNA from Cephus cinctus (wheat stem sawfly), 11373 nucleotides. It is a transcript of the gene sev, whose product is annotated as proto-oncogene tyrosine-protein kinase ROS. Bases 2356 to 10173 code for a protein of 2605 amino acids. The record is from RefSeq and is a predicted model, not a curated record. Gene Ontology annotation, cellular component: membrane; signaling receptor complex. Gene Ontology annotation, molecular function: transmembrane receptor protein tyrosine kinase activity; ATP binding; protein binding. The transcript is spliced from 21 exons. Gene Ontology annotation, biological process: cell surface receptor protein tyrosine kinase signaling pathway; protein phosphorylation; multicellular organism development. Lineage: Eukaryota; Metazoa; Arthropoda; Insecta; Hymenoptera; Cephidae.